CUGUUGAGGGGUGAGUUGACCUGAGUUGGGGAUAGCCGGUAAGUUAUGAAAGUCAACAGUGAUAUACUCUUGGAGGGGAGAAAAAUAGUCCUAGUACCUUACAGAAAGGAACACGUUCCAAGAUAUCAUGACUGGAUGCAGUCACCAGAACUGUUGGAGCAAACAGCAUCUGAAAGACUGACACUGGAUCAGGAAUAUGAAAUGCAACAGAGUUGGUUCUUAGAUGAAAACAAGUGUACAUUUAUCAUCUUGGACAGAAACAAAUGGGUCCAUCCAGAAGUUACAGAAAUAGAAUGUAUGGCUGGUGAUGUCAAUUUGUUCUUUGAUGACAGCCAGCAAGAAGUUGCAGAGAUAGAAAUUAUGAUAGCAGAACCAUCUUGUAGAAGAUGUGGACUUGGAAGAGAAGCCCUAUUAGCCAUGAUGAACUAUGGUGUUACCUGCCUAGGAGUAAAAAAAUAUGUAGCGAAGAUUGGUUGCGGUAACGAACCAAGUUUAGCACUUUUCCGCAAAUUGGGAUUUGUUGAGAUUUCCAUCAGCGAAGUAUUCAAAGAGGUUACACUGGAGAUGCAAGUAACCCAGAGUGUGAAACAACAGCUUACUCAGGCAACCAGUUACAUUCUUCAUCACAAGUAUCCCUACAGACCUACUCAGAACUCGGAUAAAAACUUGUAAUCAGUCAUGGAAGCUAUGGGAGAAUUCAUCAAACAUGUUUUGUUUUCUCGAUCUCUGCACUUGCAGAGUCACAGAACUUCCGAGAUGUCGGAUACAAGGACACGAUCUUUUCACACCGUUUUUAUCAUGUGACAGGCCGAAUGUCUGGAACAUAGAUUUCAGCAUGAAAUCGAAUGUUAUUACAGUUGCCAUUUAAGCGCGCAAGGAUACCUAAAGGUUACAACAGCCCUGUUCUUAGUGGACUUUGAAAAAGAGGAACAUUGCCUUUUUGUCCAGUUUCUGAAAUAUUCUGUUCAUAAAUGUAUGGGGACGACACGAGAAGAAGUCAUUCACUUGAUGAGAGCAGAGUUUCUCCUUGGUAUGUUAAUAAGGAAAUCAAAGUCGAUCUGAGUUACUUUGCCUUCCAUUGCAUCACCAACACUCGCAUUCGUAGUUAGUGAGCUCGAAGGCCCGUGUCUUUAUCACUGAUACACAUUUGCAAUCCAGUUUAAUCCUCUUUGUCCUGAGCUAUCUUUGUUUUUAUUCGGUUUGUAGUCAUCUUUUUAUUUUUUGUACUUUUGUACCCGCAGAGAAAAGACUAAAAACACUAUGACGUAACCCUUUUAUCAUCUCUCGAUAUAGUCCCCCCUCCUCCCCCCUCCGUAUUCCUACAUUCGUAAUAGAUAUUUUGGUAAAGGAGAAAUAAUUGCAGUUAGCAAUGGUUAUAUACACUAUUGAAGCAAUUGUGAAAUUGAAAUUAGAAUCACAGAAGAGGAAAAUUACCCUUGCAAAGGGUUCGAACCAUGAUCGUCACUCGUUUUCCAAUGAAUAUAUCCGGGAGGAAUCCCUGCUUUUUUUGUUUACUUCCGUGUUGAAGAACUCCACGGGACUCCCGAAAGUAUCGCAAGGAGACAACCUUGAAAAAA
This is a messenger RNA of Pocillopora damicornis (cauliflower coral), 1577 nucleotides long. RefSeq names its product N-acetyltransferase 9-like protein. Gene Ontology annotation, molecular function: N-acetyltransferase activity. NCBI's taxonomy places the organism in Eukaryota, Metazoa, Cnidaria, Anthozoa, Scleractinia, Pocilloporidae. The record is from RefSeq and is a predicted model, not a curated record.